Messenger RNA from Ceratitis capitata (Mediterranean fruit fly), 1650 nucleotides. It is a transcript of the gene Hr51, whose product is annotated as photoreceptor-specific nuclear receptor. Bases 1 to 1587 code for a protein of 528 amino acids. The record is from RefSeq and is a predicted model, not a curated record. Gene Ontology annotation, biological process: cell differentiation; anatomical structure development; positive regulation of transcription by RNA polymerase II. The transcript is spliced from 11 exons. Gene Ontology annotation, molecular function: nuclear receptor activity; RNA polymerase II cis-regulatory region sequence-specific DNA binding; zinc ion binding. NCBI's taxonomy places the organism in Eukaryota, Metazoa, Arthropoda, Insecta, Diptera, Tephritidae.
AUGUGCCGCUUCCAAGUUAGUCGUCUGACCAAGUGGAUGCCAAGAGUGUGCUAUUCGCCGCAGAAUCGACUAGUCCCUUGGAGUCAGCAUUCAGUUGUCAAUUCAGCGACAAAUGUCGAUCAAGCAGGAUCUGUUGCGGCUGCGCGCUCCAAAAAUCAAAACUUAGGAUUGAUUUGUGUGGUUUGCGGCGACACCAGCUCGGGGAAACACUAUGGAAUUUUAGCCUGCAAUGGUUGCUCGGGAUUCUUCAAACGUAGUGUUCGACGAAAACUCAUUUACAGAUGUCAAGCCGGAACAGGUCGAUGUAUUGUUGAUAAAGCGCAUCGGAACCAAUGUCAGGCUUGCCGCCUUAAAAAGUGCCUUCAAAUGGGAAUGAAUAAAGACGCGGUGCAAAAUGAACGACAGCCGCGAAACACAGCCACUAUUCGCCCUGAGACGCUGCGGGAGAUGGAGCAUGGUCGAGCGUUACGUGAAGCGGCUGUAGCUGUAGGAGUUUUUGGACCACCCGUACUAUUGUCUCCUCCGUGCUAUGGACCUGGGCUACUACCACCUCCUUCUAUUUCGAGUCUUCCGGCAAAUCGUCGAUUACAUCCUAAUCAUAUAUCGAAGACCAUUCAGCUCUCUUCAAAUGUGCCGCACACGGGCAGCUUUUCUGUAUUUAACAAUAACCUGCACUUUUCCAAAGAAAAUCCUUAUACGGUCUCAAUGGAUCUUUCGAGUGGAACGGUAUCGGGGUCUACAAACUCAAGCAGUACAAAUUCUAUAGAUCCCAGCUCUCCCAUAUCUGACACAGUUUUAGAAAAAAAUCCCGUCGGAGGAAGUGUUUCAUCAAUCAGUUCAAAUAGCUCUGUGCACGAUAAUGAUAAUGAUGAUGACUCCAUCGACGUUACCAAUGAUGAAGAGCCUCUUCGUAACGAGAAAUUGGAUUGUCAUUUUACGAUACCGACAUUUGUCCCUCAAAACUUGUACGUUCAGCCACAUGAAACUGUUUAUGAAACCAGUGCCCGCCUCCUAUUCAUGGCAGUGAAGUGGGCGAAGAAUUUACCAAGUUUCGCAAGUCUAUCUUUCAGAGAUCAGGUUAUUUUAUUAGAGGAGUCAUGGUCGGACCUCUUCUUACUCAACGCGAUCCAAUGGUGUAUUCCUUUAGACCCAACCGGAUGUACUUUAUUUUCAGUUUCAGAACAUUGUAACAAUUAUGAAAGUACUCCUGAUAGUGAUAAUUGUGUAUCCAAGGAAGAAGUAGCCACAAGCGUUCGCACACUACAUGAAAUUUUUUACAAAUACAAGGCUGUUUUAGUGGAUCCAGCAGAAUUUGCUUGCUUAAAAGCUAUAGUUUUAUUCCGGCCCGAAACACGAGGUCUUAAGGAUCCCGUGCAGAUAGAAAAUCUCCAAGAUCAAGCGCAUGUGAUGUUGUCUCAACAUACAAAAUCACAAUUUCUCACCCAAAUCGCACGAUUUGGUCGUCUGCUUCUUAUGCUACCUCUUCUUCGAACUGUGAACUCCCACAAGAUCGAACUAAUAUAUUUUCAAAGGACAAUUGGAAAUACGCCAAUGGAAAAGGUGCUCUGCGAUAUGUAUAAGAACUGAAAUUAUGGUUUUGUAAAUUGGAUUUAUAGCUCUAAAUAUUAUAUAGAUAUGUACAUACAAUAA